Mobula hypostoma (lesser devil ray) is the source of this 5079-nucleotide messenger RNA. RefSeq names its product calponin 1, basic, smooth muscle, b (gene cnn1b). Gene Ontology annotation, molecular function: actin filament binding. Bases 128 to 1093 code for a protein of 321 amino acids. Gene Ontology annotation, cellular component: actin cytoskeleton. NCBI's taxonomy places the organism in Eukaryota, Metazoa, Chordata, Chondrichthyes, Myliobatiformes, Myliobatidae. Gene Ontology annotation, biological process: actin filament organization; actomyosin structure organization. The transcript is spliced from 7 exons. The record is from RefSeq and is a predicted model, not a curated record.
CCAACUAAUUCAAGAGUUUGAAAAGUUUGGGGAAUUUUGUGAGACUUCCAGAACUGACAAGAGUGAGUGCAGGCAGUGGCUCUCUGGAAUUAUAAGUCUGCAAUAAAAUUUCCUCUACAGCUCAACGAUGUCAGCGCAUUUCAACAAGGGACCUGCGUAUGGACUCUCAGCAGAGGUGAAUCGCAAGAUCGCCCAGAAAUAUGACCCACAAAAAGAUGAGGAUAUCCGGAGAUGGAUUGAAGAUGUGACUGGAAUCACGAUAUCUGAAAACCUAAUGGAUGGGCUGAAGAAUGGAGUUGUGCUGUGCAAGCUUAUUAAUACACUGCAGCCUGGCUCAGUGAAGAAGAUUAAUGAUUCCCCACAGAACUGGCAUCAGCUGGAGAACAUUGGAAACUUUCUCAAAGCAAUCGCAAAAUACGGCGUGAAGCUUCAUGACAGCUUUGAAGCCAACGACCUGUAUGAGAACUGUAACUUGACCCAAGUUCAGACCACUCUCAUGGCCCUGGCUAGCUUGGCAAAGACGAAAGGGUACCAAACUAAAUCGGACAUUGGUGUGAGAUACGCAGAGAAACAGCAACGCGCUUUUAAUAGUGAGACACUGAAAGCAGGACGGAACAUCAUUGGACUUCAGAUGGGGACAAAUAAAUUUGCCAGCCAGCAGGGUAUGACUGCCUAUGGCACCAGAAGGCACCUGUAUGACCCCAAAACUGGAGUGGAGAAGCCCCUCGACCAGACAACCAUCAGCCUCCAAAUGGGAACCAACAAGGGGGCAACACAGGCUGGAAUGACGGCCCCGGGAACACGGAGGCACAUUGUUGAUAACAAGCUGGGCACUGAAAAGUGCGACUCCAGUAUCGUGUCGCUACAGAUGGGAACAAACCAGGGGGCCUCGCAGAAAGGAAUGACUGUGUAUGGGCUGAGCCGCCAGGUAUUUGACGCCAAGUACUGCUGCAUUUCCAACUACCCCAACGACGACGGCAUCCUGUUGGCAAGCGGCUCGGAAUGCAGCGAAGGCGACUACCAGGGAGAGUACAAAUACAAUCAGCACACGGAUGCCAUUCGCCGCGGGCAAAUCUAUCAGGACUUUGAGUGAGAACACAGUGAUGCCACUCAACGGACUGAUUUGUACAAAUGUGCAUUGCAUCCUUACAUACCCCUUUCACCCAAUGCUCAGUACUAGGGCCCCAUGUGUACAACCCUGGUCAAAGAGACACAGAACACUUCCCUGCCAAUGCGCACUGCUGCAGAAACCUAUACCCAGCUCCAGUGCCAAAAAUGAGUUGGCAGACACAUCCAUUUUUUUUCCCCCUUAUCCAUCUGAGUCAGUGAUGGACUGGCUAAUUGACUCAAAACAACCGGAAAAUGCAGGCCAAUGAAAUCAUUGGCAAAAGGAUAUUGAACUAUUGGGUUAAAUCCAGUUUCAGGAGUUCCAAUGGUCAAGUUUUGUAUGGCAAUCCCAAGUCUUCAGUAACUCAAUCAGUUUACUCUCAUCAGACUAAUAUUUUGUACAAUACUGGAUGUACAAUCCCAAUAUAUACACACAAUGUAAUUUACUGUCCACCUGUCACAGGGAUAAAUUCUGUAUUUCAACACUGCCACGUUGCAUAAUUAACACAUGAUACUGGUGGAUUUAAUUGUACAGUCCCUGUAAAAUGCAAUGCCAGUCAUCACUGGGAUGUGGGCCGUUUCAUAAUGCCAGCUUUGAUAAUUUGUCAAACUUCCAUCAUGGUAAGAUCUAUGCUGAUGCACAAAAACAGAGAGAACAACAUGUUAAAGCAUCUUAACCCACUCAACGUUAAUCCUGUAGCUACAGCAACAGCAGAUGAUGGAGGCACUUUCAAAGUAUUUAGAUUAGUUUCUAGAAUUAGAGGUGCUUCUUUUCAAAAGCAGUCCUUUAAUUAUCUAUACCCACUAUUAGCAUUAGUUGUAGAUCAAGAAUUCCCUCUGCACGCAGACACUUGCCUUUCCAAAUUCUACCAAGCGCUAGGCUUUAAGCAGGCAGUCAAACUCGACAACAGCGAAGGCUGAGAUCAGGCCUUGGAACUUCCCUUUAGUCAGCUCACUGUUUGUACAGAACAACGGAAGGACACGCCACGUGCCGGGUAAACUGAAGGUAAUAUUUAUACUCAAAAAAAAAAACUGUGACAGCAUCAGCACCAGGGCUAUAACAUGGACAAGCAUUUUGUCAAUUGGUUCAUUGUGAAGAUGCGAAAAAACAAAGUUGCCAACCAAGGCCUGAGAUCAGAUGCAGCCAAUGAGCACAUCUCUGUGGUCAAGCUUCUGCUGUGUUCUGCCUCCCUACACAGACCCCAGCUAACGGUGUCUGUACCAGUUCCCCAGGUUAAUGUCCAUCUGGCUGCCACUGCAGAACAAGUCAUCAGGCAGUGCAUAAGUAGUAAACGGAAUUACACCGGCAUUUAGUCAGUCAUAUCUGGAAGCCUUCAGACACUUAUCAAUUCUUUGUUUGAUGAACUGUGUUCAGGGCAACGUGAUAGUUUGACAUCAGUUAUUGAACUGUUAACUAUCUCCUGUGACUAAUUAAAAGGCCUCUUACUGCAGUGAACAAUGUGAAAUGUCUGCUGUUGUCCUACUCCAGAGCAGAAAGUUUAAUAAAUCCAAAACACAGAGCAAGUUGGUGAAUGCAGAGCCCACCAUGUCAAUCAGCAUCGAUUAACACAGAAGUUGUUAUUCAGUCAAUAGUUUAAAAUCGGAGAUGGUUCCCGUUUCUAUUUUCUCCACGCUACAUCAGAACCUUGCCACCCUGAUACUUUUACCCUUUACCUACAUUGGAAUGGUAAUGCACAGACACAUAUCCCAAAAAGGCUGCAUUAUACUGAAGAGGGGUUGCACAAAGUCCUCCUCCAAAAUUCUUCCUGCAGCACCCACUCUGAUCUGUGUGUUGCUUAGAGGUGUUACCCGACUGUUCAUUGGAGCAGAAUCACAUUGAGCACUCUAAACCACAGUGCAUUAGCACAUUGCAUGGUCAUGUGCGCACACUACAUCAGAACAACGUCACACCAGAAACUCUUCCAGAUUACAAUACACUUAAUUGUAAAGGCAUGAUCAUCAAGCUUGGAUUUUCACACAAAAGGCAAAAUAACAUUGCUCAUAAGGGAUAAAUGUUUCAAUUCCAUUCCCUGGCAGAGAAGUGAAAUUGCCCAAAUAAGGAUGUAACAUGCUGGAAAUAUUCAUCAGUAAGGCUGCAUCAGUGACAGAGCAGGCAAAAUUAGCAUUUCGGGUCAAUAAUGUUCCAUUGAAAUCCAAAAUGUAUUAUGUAGGCCAGGGGAUGAGAUUCUCAAAAAUGUCACACGUAGCUGAAAACUUCUCUCAGGAGCAGAGACGAGGGAAAACCACGACUCUGUCCAUGAUCCAGGUGCAAGACAAUUUGGAGCCUUGCUUGGCUCCAACAAACUGCAUUCACCUUGCCUGCAUUUACACUCUACAACAACAUGAUUAGACAAAUUCUAGGAUCUUGAUUGCACAGGAUGAACAAGAACUACAGAAAUUGAGUAAGGAAAGGCUAAAGUUCUAUGGGAGGGAGUGAGAGAUGUAGGUACAAGUACCACAAAACUAAUAGGUCCAAAAAAAAACUCCUGUGUUGUGUAGGAAAACAAGAAGUUUAAAGCAGUGUUGAUAGGUUCUUGAUUAGUAAGGGCGUCAAAGGUUACGGGGAAAAGACAGAAUGGAAUCAGGAGGGAAAAUAAAUCUGCCAAGAUUGAAUGAUGGAGCAGACCCGAUGGGCUGAAUAGCCUAAUUCUGCUCCAAUAUCUUAUGUUGAGCCUAAGAUACUACUGGUACUAACACUAUACCAAAUGCUGGGCACAGUUAUCAAUCUAGCUCUAGUUAACUAUAGUAAUUUAUUUAAAUCUUACAUCCAUCUCACAAUGCAAGGGAGUAAAACUCUUUGUGUUAUGACUCCAUCACAAUGUACAGACAAGUCUAAUGGCUUGUAGAAAGCAGCUGUCCCAUAGCCUGUUGGUCCUGGCUUUAAUGCUGUGGUAUCGUUUGUCAGACAAAAGCAGCUGAAACAGUUUAUGGUUGGGGUGAUUGGCGUCCCCGAUGACCUUCCAGGCCUUCCUUAUGCAUCUGCUGCUGUAAAUGUCUUUCGUGGAGGGAGGUUCACAAUCCACAGAUGUGCUGGGCUGUCUGUACCACUCUCUGCAGCACCCAGCGAUCAAGGUUGGUGCAGUUCCAGUGCAAGGCAGUGAUACAGCCAGUCAGGAUGCUCUCACUGGUGCCUCUGUAGAGGGUCUUGAGGAUUUGGGGGCUCAUGCUGAACUUCUGCAGCCGCCUGAGGUGGAAAAGCCGCUGUUGUGCUUUUUUUUUUGUCACACAGCCGGUGUGUACAGUCCAGGUGAGAUCUUCAGUGAUGUGUAUACCAAAGAACUUGAAACUACUCACCCUCUCAUCUCAGACCCAUUGCUUUUAUCGGGGCAAAUCUGUCUCCGUUCCUCCUGUAAUCCACAAUCAGCUCAUUUGUUUUCUGGAAAUUGAGGGGGAGGUUGUUAUCUUGGCACCACUGUGUCAGGGUGUUAACCUCUCCUCUGUAGGCUGUCUUGUCACUGCCAUAAUCUAACAUGCUUAGUAAUACAAAAAGGAAAUAUACACGAAAUGCUGGAGGAACCUACCAAAGGGUCUCAGCCCAAAACAUUGACUGUACUCGUUUCCAUAGAUGCUGCCUGGCCUGCUGAGUUCCUCCAGCAUUUUGUAUGUAUUGCUUGGAUUUCCAGCAUCUACAUAUUUUCUCGUUUGUAAACAGGAAAUAUCAACAUUUCUGGUGGUGGAUGGUGCAGUGUUAGUUUGGAGAUGGUCGCAAUAAACCACAAGGAGACUUUAAAACGAGCACGUGAGAUGUUACAAUUUGAGAUAGACAUUUUACUGAGAAAAUAAUUUUAAAAAGCAAGGAGGAACAAAAGGAUCUCAGAGUUGAAAAGUGGAAGAGUUGUGUUCAACUUGCAACCAGUCCUACACAAUGUUAAAAACCUGAAUAAAACUGAAAAAUAAUUUUUGUGCGAAGAAUUAGUGUUAAAAUUGUCAGUAAAAGUUUCCCACUCUACAGAUGCAAUCUGACCUGUUGAG